UGCGCCGCGCGGCCUGAGGGGACCUUUGAACUCGCCAGCACUCUCUUCUUCCUCUUCCGGGGACGGUGUGGACAGGCGUUCGCGAUGGUGCAGCGUCUGACCUACCGGCGUAGGCUGUCCUACAACACCGCCUCCAACAAAACCAGGCUGUCCCGCACCCCGGGCAACAGGAUUGUUUACCUUUACACCAAGAAGGUCGGGAAGGCUCCCAAGUCCGCGUGCGGUGUCUGCCCGGGCCGACUGCGCGGGGUCCGUGCAGUGAGGCCUAAAGUGCUCAAGAGGCUGUCCAAGACAAAGAAGCAUGUCAGCAGGGCCUACGGCGGCUCCAUGUGUGCCAAGUGCGUCCGGGACAGGAUCAAGCGUGCUUUCCUUAUUGAGGAACAGAAAAUUGUCGUCAAAGUGUUGAAGGCACAAGCACAAAGUCAGAAAGCUAAAUAAAUGGAGCAUUUUUGAGUAAUAAAAA
Molecule: messenger RNA, 463 nt
Organism: Erinaceus europaeus (western European hedgehog)
Lineage: Eukaryota; Metazoa; Chordata; Mammalia; Eulipotyphla; Erinaceidae
Gene: RPL34
Product: ribosomal protein L34
Exons: 5
Coding region: 85-438 (117 amino acids)
Biological process (GO): translation
Cellular component (GO): ribosome
Molecular function (GO): structural constituent of ribosome
Source: RefSeq, a predicted model, not a curated record